CCAGCUCCAAGCUCCCCCCAAAGCUCCGAGAGCUCCAUCAGAUCUCACGCGAUCCACCUCCCAUCUGCAACCAACGUCUAUCCAGUCAUUGGAUCUCCCCUUAUCAACACACACACACAUCUCGAUUCUCAGCUGGCUGGUUUCGUUAAUCGUCUUAUCGCCAGAGCUUUAUCAACAGGCCCUCAUCACGCAAUCGCCCGUCAUGUCGGAGAAGGCGCCGCUUAUCCCGGAGCCGGAGCAGGGCGUGUCUUACGGCCGGCCCAAGCGAUGCCCGUACGCCCAACGGUGCUCUGCGGGUAGAGCUGUUGUCAAGGUCUUCGUCCUGGCUACCGCUGCCGGCUUGCUAUACUAUAACAUCCCUCAAGCCCAGAAACCCAUCCACGAGGAGAAGACGCCCGUUUGCAUGACACCAGCCUGUGUCCAUGCCGCCUCUGAGAUUUUGUACAACUUGUCGCCGAACUACAAGGAGCUAGACCCAUGCAACGACUUUGAGGAGCUUGUCUGCGGAGGAUGGAGGGACCGACACGAUCUCCGUGCCGACCAAGGCGAUGCCUUCACCGGCACCAUCAUGUCCGAGAACUCGGAGCUGCUGCUUCGUCACAUCCUUGAGGCUCCCUACCCCAAAGACUCCCAGCACUCGUACUUCUCGCCCCUCCGUCUCGAAUCCACGGACAAGUCCGCCGAUGAGCAGAACUUUGACAAGAUGAAGGCUGCGUACGAUGCUUGUGUUGACGAGGACAAAAUCAAGGAGAUCGGCGUCGAGCCCCUCAUUCAGAUUCUGGACGAGAUCAAGAACAGCUACCCACUCGAGGCGGCUGCCUCUGUCGACUCGAGCCCGACCAAAGACACAAUUCUGCUCCUAUCCCGAUACGGAGUCAACGCUUUCGUUGCAUCCGGCACUGGUGCGGAUGACAGAGACCCCGAUACUGUCGUUGUUUCUGUCGCACCUCCGUACAGCCUGGGACUUCCCUCAAAGGAGCGAUACGAAGAUGAGAAGCUCGUCGAGAAGUACCGCGGAGUUGCAGUCGAGGUUCUCGGUAACAUCUACCCGGAUGGAAACAAGGACAACUUUGCCAAGGUUGUUGAUCUUGAGAAGCUUCUGGCAGCCGCCUCCCCUCCCACCGAGGAGCUCGAGGAUGUCACUAAAACCUACAACCCCAUGCUCAUCGAUGAGGCAUCUGCUCUUGCUCCGGAAAUUGAGCUUACGGCCUUGAUCCACGAUCUCGUCCCCGAGGGUUUUGUCGUUGAGCGUGUCAUCGUAAUGUCACCCAAGUACAUGACUGAGUUGUCUACAAUUCUUUCCGGGACCGAUAAGGAGGUCAUCCAGAACUACUUCAUCUGGAAGGCUGUCCAGUCCCUUUCUUCCUACGUUGACGCCGAUGCUCUCAAGCCUUACAAGCGUUUCAAGAAUGAGCUUGCUGGAAAGGACCCCGAGUCUGCCCCUGAAAGAUGGCGUACAUGUGUUGGUCACGUUGACGACGGCUUGGGCUGGAUUCUCAGCCGUUUCUUCGUUGAGAAGGCCUUCUCGGCAGAGGCAAAGAAGUUCGGCGACACCAUCAUCACCGACAUCAAGACAGAGUUCACCAAGAAGCUCAAGGCCGCUAAGUGGAUGGACAAGGAGACAACCACCAAGGCCAUGGAGAAGGUUCAGAACAUCAUCCAGAAGAUCGGCUACCCGACCAAGAGCCCCGAUAUCAUGGAUCCUCCCAGCCUCAAUGACUAUUACAACUCCGUCGACAUCAGCCCGGAGACUUUCUUCAAGAACGCACUCGCCGUUCGCAAGUUUGCUGUUGGCUACGAGUGGUCAGCCCUCGGCAAGCCCGUCGACCGGGAGCAGUGGGGCAUGACGGUUCCUACCGUCAAUGCCUACUACAAUCCUCCCGGCAACGAAAUCGUCUUCCCGGCGGGCAUUAUGCAGUUCCCCGUCUUCGACGUCGAAGUCCCUGCCUAUAUGUCUUACGGUGCCUUUGGCUCCGUCGCUGGCCACGAGCUCAGCCACGCAUUCGACUCCACCGGCCGCCACUAUGACCAGAACGGCAACUACACUGACUGGUGGUCCGACGCCACUGUACAAGCUUUCAAGGACAAAGCUGAAUGCUUCGUUGACCAGUACUCCAACUUCACCGUCCCAGGACCGGAUGACAAGCCUCUCCACGUCAAUGGACGCCUCACCCUUGGCGAGAAUCUUGCGGAUGCCGGCGGACUCUCGGCCUCAUACCAGGCCUGGAAGCGCCGUGCCCACAAGCACCCCAACAAGGAUCUGCCGGGCCUCGAGCACUUCACGCAAGAUCAGCUCUUCUUCGUCACGUACUCCAACUGGUGGUGUGGCAUGUCUCGGAAGGACACAGCCAUCAACCGGAUCUAUACUGAUCCUCAUGCGCCCAAGUGGGCCCGUAUUCUUGGCACAAUGUCCAACAGUCGGGAGUUCAAGGAGAGCUUCCAGUGCAAGGACAAGAAGCCCACUUGCGAGCUGUGGUAAGACGCUUUGGGGGGAUCUUUUGGACAUUAGCCGUCUUCUGAAGAAUGGUUCUGUAACGCUUGUGUGUACAGUGUAAGACCGGUAGUCACAGAAUGGAAACCACUUGUUCUCAUGAAAAUUCCACUGGCGAGUCACUGAAUGAGGUGCGAGUGGGAUUGUGAUCCUUACCCCCUUUCCUGACGUUUAACUAUCUGGAAAAGACCGCCAUUUUUAUCGUAACGCAGGACGAGCGAUUCGCAGUACCUGUGCCUAUACGAUGAUGAAAAUCGAAGCUGCAAGCCAUCAAGGUCAUCUUCGUACAUGUUUGCACAUCCAUCAGCGGUUACUGAGAAUUGAACCAAGGUUCACGAACAUUUGGUAAACCAACCCCUGAUCCACCGGGGUGAGUCUACGAAACCUGUGUCUUUCACCGCUGUCCUGCUGUCAAACCGGCUCUGGACAGUGGGAGUUCCAUCGCUCAAUAUAGUGACCCC
Messenger RNA from Colletotrichum scovillei, 2952 nucleotides. RefSeq names its product peptidase family M13. Lineage: Eukaryota; Fungi; Ascomycota; Sordariomycetes; Glomerellales; Glomerellaceae. Gene Ontology annotation, cellular component: plasma membrane. The record is from RefSeq and is a predicted model, not a curated record. The coding region runs from base 203 to 2479 and encodes 758 amino acids. Gene Ontology annotation, molecular function: metalloendopeptidase activity. The transcript is spliced from 5 exons. Gene Ontology annotation, biological process: protein processing.